UUUAUUAUUGGUGGUACAAUGGCCGUGUUGCAUUUUUAUGACUUUUUGCUUUCCAUCUAUAGCGGCAUCAUGAGCUCCAAAUUACUACUAUUGGUGUAAUCAUACUUAAUAUACUAUAUACGGUACUAUAUAUACUAUAAUAAUAAUAAUGAUAUAUAAUACUAAAGACCUGCAGCACUGACGACAUUCCCAUCGGCAGCAGCUGCUCUGUGUGCUUAGGGGCCAGUUAUCAAAUAUUUACAUAAGCAGCAAACUAAAUUAAGAUGUGAACACAGUAAACAUUACACUUGCUGCAUUAGCAUGUUAACAUUUAGCUCCAAGUGUCUGUAGACUCUCAGUUAUGAUGUAUUCAUCAUGAGCAUUGCCUUUAUUGUCAUUCGUAAUAAUUGGUUUUGAAAAACUAGUGAAAUUGAUUAAAAUCUCUCAGAUUGUAACUCAACAAAUCUGUAUCAGGUCUCCACCAAAUUCUGCUCCAUAAUUAUUAUUAUAUACAUGUGUGUGUAUAAUAUUUUAUUUUUUUAAAAAGAGUGAAGUGUGAACUCCGGUGUUGGUAUUAUAUCAUGUGAGUGAUGGCGCGUGUUAAGACAAAAAAAAACCCCAACACGUUUCCUGUCAGUACUUCACAAUAAAGCUUCUGCGCAGAUCUGCCGCGCGCGACACUUUUAUUGUGAAAGCAGCGGGAGGCUUCCUGCUACCACGGUGAUCAACAUGUCAUAUUACUUUCGCUCGCAGGGAAACAACAGAAGAUGUCCUCCCAGGUCCGACUGAGGCUGCUGCCGAGCGCCAGGUGUCUGUUCGACGAGCCCCUCCGGCUGACGGUGGCCGGGCUGCGGUCGAGGCAGCUGGUCGCCCUGAGAGCCCUGGCGACCGACGACAAGGGGGUGGCGUUCAGCUCCUCGGCCACCUACAGGGCCGACGCGGGCGGGGACAUCGACCUGGCCAGGGACCCCUCGCUCAGCGGCAGCUACGUCGGGGUCGAGCCCGCGGGUCUGCUGUGGUCGUUGAGGCCGGACGUCUUGCACACGAGGUUUCACAAAAAUUGUUCGCUGAACCCCCACGUGGUGAACUUCUCUGUGCACGAGGGGGAGGGGGAGGGGGAGGGCCGGAUGCUGGCCCAGGCGGCCGGCGAGAGGCGUCUGAUCGCGGACGGAGUCGGCCGGCGCCCCGUCAAGGAGGGGAACGUCCGUGGAGUCCUGUUCACUCCACCUGGCGGAGGUCCGUUCCCUGCCGUGUUGGAUCUCUACACUUUGGGCGGAGGUCUGUCAGAGAAGAGGGCGUCUCUGCUGGCCAGCCGGGGAUUUGUGGUGCUGACCGUCGCGCUGUACGGCCACGACGACAUGCCGAAGAACAUCAAGGAGGUUCACCUGGAUUAUUUUGAAGAGGCGAUUCGGUUCUUAAAAAAACAAGACAAGGUGGGCAGUAAAGGAGUCGGUGUGAUAUCCCUUUCCAAAAGUGGAGACCUUGCACUUUCCAUCGCCUCUUUCCUGCCAGAUGUUGAGGCCACCGUGUGGAUCAAUGGCUGCUCUGCCAACACGGUGUUUCCCCUCUACUAUAAGAAAAAGCAGAUCCUCCCCCCGUUAAUGUUUGACAUCGGCAAGCUCGUUCACACCGAGUCAGGGGCCUGCAUAGGCAAGUAUGUCAUGAACAGUACCGAGGCAGAGGAGAACAAGGCCACUGUGGUUCCCAUUGAACGAGCCAAGGGACGUUUCCUCUUCGUGGCUGCGGAGGACGACCUGAACUGGGACAGCAAGGCUUACGUGGACGAGAUGGUGGAGAGACUGCAGCGUCACGGCAAGGAGAACUUUGAAAGUGUUAUUUACCCGGGAGCGGGGCACUACUUAGAGCCGCCUUACGGGCCCAACUGCCCCUCCAGCUUCCAUGGGCUGAUUGGUAAACCGAUCCUGUGGGGGGGUGAGGCCAGCGCCCACGCGGCAGCUGAAGUCCACCUGUGGAAGAAGAUCCAGGAGUUCUUCAGAACUCACCUGAGCUGUGGUGCCGCGCAGACCAGAGCCAAGUUAUAGAUGCAAACACACUGACACAAACACAUUGGAACAAAUCCAAUUGUUUGUUGGGAAAUGUUUUCCCCGUUUUUUUGACCAAAUUAAAAGUCCCUUAUUGUGCCUUAUGUUCAUACUAACUUGAGCUUUGGCUGUAAUCGUUUAGUUCUGUUUGGAAUUUUUUUCAUGAAAUUUCACAAUUAUGCCUUUGAUAAUUCGGGUUAAAGUUUUUUAUUGGGGUUAGGCUCUCAACUCAGAAAAGUUAAAAUCUUUUUUGAGUUUAAACUGCAAAGAUGAAGUACUGAACUUUAUUUAAAUCAAGAUUACAGUAGCGAUGAAAGUUUACUUUGCUUGAGACUGAAAUCGUAGAAUAUGCAUUGGUUCAAAAGUGAUUGAAAUAAUUACAUUUUCUGAACUUGAGGCAAAUUGUCCAGACUUGCAGAAUUUAAGUUUUGCAUUGUGUUGUGUUGUGUAUCUAUAAGAUUUAUACAAAACAUUUUAUCACGUCAGCAAAUAGUGAAUGUAAAAUUCUAAACUGUAAUUAAACAUUUAAACUAUAAAACUAAA
Molecule: messenger RNA, 2564 nt
Organism: Scophthalmus maximus (turbot)
Lineage: Eukaryota; Metazoa; Chordata; Actinopteri; Pleuronectiformes; Scophthalmidae
Product: acyl-coenzyme A thioesterase 1-like
Exons: 4
Coding region: 747-2021 (424 amino acids)
Biological process (GO): fatty acid metabolic process; acyl-CoA metabolic process
Molecular function (GO): fatty acyl-CoA hydrolase activity
Source: RefSeq, a predicted model, not a curated record